Paraphaeosphaeria sporulosa is the source of this 792-nucleotide messenger RNA. Its product is annotated as NAD(P)-binding protein. The record is from RefSeq and is a predicted model, not a curated record. Gene Ontology annotation, molecular function: oxidoreductase activity, acting on the CH-OH group of donors, NAD or NADP as acceptor. The transcript has 4 exons. NCBI's taxonomy places the organism in Eukaryota, Fungi, Ascomycota, Dothideomycetes, Pleosporales, Didymosphaeriaceae. Bases 1 to 792 code for a protein of 263 amino acids.
AUGACUGGUCCCCGUUUGCUGAACAAGGUUGCAAUCGUGACGGGUUCCUCCCAAGGUAUUGGUCGGGAAAUAUGCAACCAGUUCCACGAAGAAGGGGCGUUGCUCGUAUGCUCCGACUUACGCCCUCUUGGCCAAGGCGAAGACGUUGCUACUCACGAAUCCAUCGUCAAGAAAGGUGGCAAAGCUAUCUUCGUACAAACUGAUGUUAGCAAAGCGGAAGACUGGGUUGCUUUAAUUUCCAAAACGGUCGAAGAGUAUGGACGAUUGGAUAUCCUGGUAAAUAACGCGGGAAUAUGCACAGAAGCAGACAACCCUCAACCUAUUGAUGAAGUCGAUGAGGACGCCUUCGACACACACCUAAGGGUCAACACCCGUGGCGUUUUUCUCGGCUGCAAGUAUGCUGUGCGCCAGUUCAAGAAACAAAAACUUCACCCAUCUGGCGUUCGUGGAUGGAUUGUGAACUUCGCCUCUAUGGUUGCAAACAUCGGCAUGGCAGGCCUUUCUGGUUACACGGCUUCGAAGGGGGCUGUUGCGGCGCUCACGAAAACUGUCGCUCUCGACGUCGCGAAGCAGGGCAUCGUCGCCAACUCCAUCUGCCCAGGGUCGAUGCUGGACAAUGCGCUUGGUGGCGCACUCUCUUCUGCGCGGGACGCCGUCCUUGCGGCUUUGCCACGGGGUCGAUUUGGCGAGACAAAAGACCAUGCACGAGCCGCUGUCUACCUGGCUAGCGACGACGCGGCAUGGGUGACAGGUAUCAACCUGAACGUGGAUGGCGGCUUGACCGCCCAAUAG